AUGAAGCAGACCGAUACUUGGUGGACUUUGGAAAAUGCCAUCCUCAACUUUCAAAUGGGCCUUGAUGAAUUGCAGCGUCGCGAACUACAAAACAUCAAAACUGUUCCGGAUUCCGAUGCUGUCUUGAUAUUUACCGCGCACCUCGACUCUCGGAAUAGGAACAGGAAAGGAUCCAGUGUUGCUAGCAGAUUAUUCUCGGUCUUACAAUCUGCGCGGGACUUUUCCGACGUCGUCGAUAGCUUUGGCUCAGCUCGUUCAAACUUAUCAUUUCUUGUUUGGGGCAGUAUAAAGAUGACUAUCCUUCUUGCUUUCGAAUCUAUCACGUAUUACGAAGCGUUAUCCGAGAUUUUCAUGAAAAUUGGCAGACUUUGCCCGCAAGACCUGAGAUACUUUUUCGAAGGCUCCCAGAGUUUUGUUCUGCGAGGAAUUACGCCUCAGGUCAAUGAAAUCCAAAGAUGCAGCGUACUCUUUCGCCAAGAGUUGAUGACGGCCCUGACAGCCGUUGAGCAACCACAUGUGAAAGGCCCAGGGGAGGAGCCGUCAGAAGGACGGAGCUCAAAGGACCUUUUCAAAUGGGCGAGCGGUAAAGCUGAAGCGGCGCGAAAGCUCCAGGUCCAAGCUGAAGAGGCGCGGAUCGCCAAGCGCCGGCGCAAAGAAGAAACCCAGGAGCUACUCGAAUCACUCUCAGCGCACGACUUUUUAACACCACUGAAACAAAGUCGUCGAAAGCGUCAGAAUGGAACAGGCGAAUGGCUAUUUGAAACAUCCGAAUUUGUUGAUUGGAUUCAUGGGAAUGGUGCCCCUGUGUUUUGGUGUUCUGGGAAGAUUGGAUCGGGUAAAACCAUUCUCAGUGCGGGUGUGAUUGACAGGAUCUUGACAGAGAAGCGCGGCUCAGAUACCUUCAUGUCAUUCUUUUUCGUUCAAUUCGAUAUUCACCAGUCGUUACAGGCAGCGACAGUUCUAAAAUCGAUAAUCAGGCAGGCUCUCAGCCAGUCCGAUGUUUCUGAUCAGCAGAAGGCUUUAUUAGAGCAUAUCCAGAGUGAAUUAGAACCUGGGCCUGAGGAUCUCACCACGAUCCUCCUGACCAUUGUCGCAAGAUGCAAGAGGUUCUACAUAGUUAUCGAUGGGCUGGAUGAAUGUGAGAGUAUGGAUCGCGAUGAGGUCUUAAAGGCUCUCCGCUCACUUUUGGACGGAACUCAAAAAGUUUCAAUUUUCCUUGCUAGUCGUGAAAGUAUCUCCGAUCAGAUCAAGAGGACAUUCGCGCAUCAAUUCCAUCAUAUCUCUACAGCAGCACCAUCUGCGGAAUCAGAAAUUGCGACUUACGUCGAUGCCGCAAUCGAGGACAAGCUGCGUAGAGAGGAUUUGAAUGUUGGAGACCUCAAUCUGAUUAACGAGAUCAAGAUAGCAUUGACUAAUGGAGCGGAUGGCAUGUUUCUUUGGGUGGCAUUCCAAAUUGAAGAGUUGUGCUCACGGCACUGCGACGAUGAAAUCAGAAAGGCUAUCAGAGACCUCCCGAAAGACUUGACAGAGACAUUCAACCGCGCUCUUCGUCGAAUUGCUUCGAGUCAGCAUGCAGACAUUGCCCAACGAUGUUUCCGAUGGGUAGCUGCUGCACAAAGACCUUUGACUCGUGAUGAACUCAGAGAGGCAAUUUCUAUUGAAAUUGGUCAGCUUCACUCGAUAGAAGAGCGACUUACGAAUGGAAUUCAUCUGAUUUCCUCCUGGUGUGAGAAUCUUCUUGUUUGUGACGAAGAGAAGUAUAUUGUUCAGUUUGCGCAUCAUAGUGUCCAGGAGUUUCUCACAACAGAACAAUCAUGCCAUGAUCCACACCCCGAGCUGGAUACCUUCCAUUUCAAGCUCCAGGAUGCUGACCAUUUCAUUGGGGAAAUUUGUGUCAGCUACCUGAACUUUGAUGAUUUGAAAACGAGUCUAGCUCGGCCCCCACAGACGCAACGGCCACACCAUUCCAAACGCUCUCUUCCGCGUGUGCUUCCUUCUGACAUAGCCUGGAACACUUUAGGAAAUGUAUGGUCGUCAAAAGUCCCUAUGCACGCCCUUAGGAGAUUUAUGUCUGGGUCGGAAGUCCAGCACUCGAUGUUGGACGUCGUUGGGAAUCUAGCAAAUUUCAAUGAAGAUCUUACUCCGCCUACGGGAACAUCACAGCCUGAGCAUCCGUUCUUGGAAUAUGCUUCCAUGCACUGGCUCCACCAUACGAAAGAAUUUCAAAAGGGUGUUUCCAAAACUUGGAAUCUUUGGCAGAAAAUGGCCAGAUACGGACACAAUCUGGCCCAGUUCCCCUGGGCGCCAACUUCACUGGAGCAUCACUUCCAACAUCGACAAUCUAACGAUUAUGCUAGUGAUACUUAUAUCGAAGAUCUUUUAGACUCUCACCCCGAAGGAGAGGAGUACCACCCGCUGAGGUGGGCCUUCAAUAACCGCCACCGUGCCAUUCUGUGGCUCAUAUUCCAUGCCGACCCAAGUCUUCCCAUCAAUAUGUAUUAUAGGCUUACGGUGUCUUUGAUCGAACGAUCGAUAUGGGAACAAGAUGUUCAACUCCUCGACGUUAUUUUAUCUGGCUCUAACAAGCUACAACAUCUUUUGGAUCUGCCUGUGUAUGCAAGCAACAAUGCACUGCAGGCAGCUGCUAGCGCCGGCUACCUCGAAGUCACAGAAAUGCUCCUCGCCGCUGGAGUCAACGUGGAUGCAACUACACCAAUAAAUGGGGCCAAGACGGCACUGCGUUUAGCUGCGGAAGCAGGACACUUGGCAGUCACUGCGAGGCUCAUCGAGGCAGGAGCCGAUUUGAACCUGCAUCUUGGGUCUGGUUAUAAUGGUCUGACUGCGCUGCACCUCGCUGCUACAAAGGGACAUUUUUGGAUUGUUGAACUCCUCCUCACGGCGGGGGCAAAUGUACAUUCCUUAACUUUUGGUGAUGAGAUACUAACUGCCUUGCACCUGGCCGCGAAGUCUGGGCACUUAGAAAUCAUCACCAGACUUCUGAAAGCAGGGUUGGAUGUGAAUAACAAUGCUGUCGAGUUGCUCCUCGAUAUGGGGGCAAAUGUCAACAUCUAUCUUCCGCAGCAGGCAAAUGCCAACGUCCAUCUCCCGCUGCAUGAACAUAAAAAUGCAUUGCAUCUUGCUGCUGAGGCGGAUCAUUUUGAAAUUGUUCGACUUUUCCUCGAGAAAGGCUCAGAUCCGAAUGGCUAUAUUUCCCCUCUUGAUGAAGGACUAACUCCAAUGCAUCUGGCAGCCAGAAGAGGGCAUAGCGGAAUUGUUCAGCGGCUCCUCGAAGGCGGAGCACGGGUAGAUUCCCGGCUCAGUCCAGCUGAUGGAAAUCACACGGCACUCUAUAUAGCUGCCGAGGAAGGACAUAUAAGCACCAUGCUGGUGUUACUAGCGGCGGGGGCAGAUGUGGAUGCUCCUUCUACUGUAAAUGGAUAUCGGACUGCAUUGUUCACGGCUGCCCUAUAUGGGAAAUCGGCUGAAGUUGUCAGAUUCCUCAUUAAAGCGGGAGCAAAUGUGAACGCUACUCUGGGUUCUGAUGAGGGAGGGUGGACUAUCCUAGACCUUUGCUCUGAGCAAGGGGAGAUUUAUGAUAUGCUCGUCGCCGCCGGGGCGGUUGCUAGUAUUGAUGCUAGGGCAGCAGCGGUUUGGAGACAGGAUAAUAUUACUAGUAACGAAAAGUGGUAA
This is a messenger RNA of Penicillium cosmopolitanum, 3690 nucleotides long. RefSeq lists its product as uncharacterized. The coding region runs from base 1 to 3690 and encodes 1229 amino acids. Lineage: Eukaryota; Fungi; Ascomycota; Eurotiomycetes; Eurotiales; Aspergillaceae. The record is from RefSeq and is a predicted model, not a curated record. Gene Ontology annotation, molecular function: protein binding; transcription cis-regulatory region binding. Gene Ontology annotation, biological process: positive regulation of transcription by RNA polymerase II. The transcript is spliced from 7 exons. Gene Ontology annotation, cellular component: nucleus.